This is a messenger RNA of Pomacea canaliculata, 1954 nucleotides long. RefSeq names its product galactose-3-O-sulfotransferase 2-like. Gene Ontology annotation, biological process: glycolipid biosynthetic process. Gene Ontology annotation, cellular component: membrane. Bases 96 to 1496 code for a protein of 466 amino acids. Gene Ontology annotation, molecular function: galactosylceramide sulfotransferase activity. The transcript has 2 exons. Lineage: Eukaryota; Metazoa; Mollusca; Gastropoda; Architaenioglossa; Ampullariidae. The record is from RefSeq and is a predicted model, not a curated record.
GAAAUCUACAUCAAAAUCCAAUACGACGAAAGAUCAGAAAAAGAUGGAGAGGUUUCUUUAGAAGGUCCACCACAGAACUCAAAACUAUACAGCGUAUGACCAAGGCAAAUAAUGGGACAGAAAGUGAAGACCAGAAAGUAACAAUUUCGGAGCCAACAGACUUUCCUCAAAGCAGACCUGCACGGAGGAAGAGUCUGAGGAACCAUCGGACAAAGACAAAGAAAAGCAGUCGUGUAAACAGUUUUGAUGUCCGCGGAGAUUUCAAUUUAAGUAAAGACAUUCAAGGCGAUGAUAAUUCAUUUCAUGAAGCACUACUCAACGAGUCAGCUGCUGAUGACUUCUCAGUCACCAGGUCCAGAAAGUUGAAUCAAAGCAUCACCGUCGCCCCGGCAUUGUCGAGAGCAAGCAGAGUUAAUGUUUCUGCUUAUAUAUCGAACCUGAUUUCCUGGGAAGGAUCCCCGGUCCUGUCUAGAGGAUGCAGACUAAAACAUUUAAACAUGACCAGCAUGGUGUUCGUCAAGGUACACAAGUCAGCCAGCAGCACCAUCGCUAACAUUCUGGCGCGCUAUGCCCUGAGGUAUGGCCUCCACGUGGCGCUGCCAAAAAAGGUGCCAAAAACUAAACGAUUCAACUACUUUGAUGAAGCCAUCACUCGGGACUCUGUUUUCCCGCCUCUCGCAAAUGGCUCUCACUACAAUGUAAUGUUCAACCACAUGAUCUUUAACCGCUCCAAUAUCCAGCGCCUGAUGACUAAUAAUACCUUCUACUUCGCCAUCAUAAGGCGCCCAGAAGAGAGGUUUGUGUCGAGUUUCUACUAUUAUGGUUUGGACAGAAUCUUGCAAAGAAAAUUCAACAUUAGUGAUCAGAGGGAGGCUCUAAGCUUCUUUUUAAGGACCUAUCACCAGUUCAACGCCACUAAGCCAGAGCUGCACAAUUCUUUUGCUAGCAACACGGGGCUGGCUCCAGAAAAGCAAAGAGACCCCAGAAACAUUCGCAACCACGCGAUAUCGCUGAGAAGGGAUCUUGACCUUGUCCUUGUGGCUGAGAAUUUCGAAGAGUCCCUUGUACUCUUGAAACGCAGAGCAUGCUUACGAAUGAAAGACAUAUUGUACAUGAAGAACAAUGCAAGGAAAAAUAAAACUGAAUUUGUCAUGUCCAGUAAAGACCGUUUGCUGUUCAAAAAGUACCAGAUGGCUGAUGUCCUCUUGUACGACCAUUUCUACAGGAUCUUUUGGGACAAUGUGUUAGCUGAAGGCAUUGAGUUCUUCCUGGAACUGCGGCGUUUCAGAGAGAUUCAGGCGAUCAUGUCUGAAUUUUGUUUCAGAAAUACCUCUGGCCUUCGUCUCGCUUACGUUGAUGCCUCGAUGUGGAAUGAAAGAUUUGUGAUCUCUCGUAGAGACUGCUUCCUUCUUCAGCAGUCUGAGAUGAGCAUGCAGAUUUAUCUUCUGAGUCGGGCCACGAAGUGGUUGGCUCUCAGUGAGAAGGACGGCGUCUAAAGGCAAAAACAUUUUAUGCUUUCAGGACAAUGAAAAUGUCUUCUUGUUUUUGCAAAGAAACCGUUUGCAAGUCUUCGCAUUUGUUUUUGUUUUUUACUAGGGGGGGGGGUGUCGUCCUUUUUGUAGAAAACACGCUUGGCCAAUACGUAUCUGUAAAUGUUUGUACAUUUGUCCAUGUCCGUCACGAUUAUAGCAUCUGCUUGGUAUCUGUUGACUUCAAUCGUUUGUGUCUGUAACUUGAAGACAGAAAGACGAGAGAGAGAGUUAAGACAUAACUAGGCUUACAGACAUGGAGAAAGGGAACAAAGAAAAGAUGUAAGUAUUAAAGAAAUAAAGAAAGAUAGAUCACAUACAAUAAGCAGCUUCCAGACAUUGUAAUCUUUGGAUGUGGAGAUCCGUGUGUGAUUUAAGAAGCUGCAUGUUUUCAUAAUUGAAGUAAAAUAUCUUUUGACAUGAUA